This is a messenger RNA of Megalops cyprinoides (Indo-Pacific tarpon), 4448 nucleotides long. It is a transcript of the gene kdm2aa, whose product is annotated as lysine (K)-specific demethylase 2Aa. The coding region runs from base 357 to 4448 and encodes 1363 amino acids. The transcript is spliced from 22 exons. Gene Ontology annotation, molecular function: protein binding; zinc ion binding; DNA binding. NCBI's taxonomy places the organism in Eukaryota, Metazoa, Chordata, Actinopteri, Elopiformes, Megalopidae. The record is from RefSeq and is a predicted model, not a curated record. Gene Ontology annotation, biological process: regulation of transcription by RNA polymerase II; protein demethylation.
UUAGACAGUUCCGUGUAUAUUGUAAAGAAUUUAUAUUUUUAUAGAAUUUCAUUAUUUUUUAUAACGGAUAUUUUUAAUUUGUAGUGGGUACAAUGUUCGGCUGUGCGACUCGUGUGGCUGCGCUUCUGUCAUUUCGAUAGCUGGCGACCUAGCUGACUGGGUAACUAGCUUGGGCCACGCUCUUAACCAUAGUUUGUUUCUUUCGCUGCUUGCUAUGUUUAUUUUCCACCACGCAUAGGUAUAUCAAGAACGUACUUAAAUAAUCAUACCAGUAAGUAAAAUACUGGAGAGUUUUUGCCAGUGAACGCCGUGGGAAUAAGUCAUCUAGCACGCUACUGCCCAACUUUAUAUUGAUCAUGGAAGACGCCCGUCCUCGAUACAGCAAGCGACUGCGGUCGGGCACGCGGCGGCGUUACCAGGACGAUGGCAUCUCGGACGAUGAGAUCGAGGGCAAGAGGACCUUUGACCUGGAGGAGAAGCUGCAGAGCAACAGAUUCAGCUCUGAUAGGGUGAAGCGCAUGGAGGGAAAAGACUUCACAUUUGAGUACAUCCAGAGAGAGGGGCUCAGGGACCCCAUCAUCUUCGAGAAGCCAGACGGACUCGGCAUUAAGAUGCCGGACCCAGACUUCAGUGUGAACGAUGUCAAGGUGUUUGUAGGCAGCAGGAGGGUGAUUGAUGUGAUGGAUGUGACGACGCAGAAGGGCAUUGAGAUGUCCAUGGCCCAGUGGAGGCGGUACUACGAGACGCCACCUGCGCAGAGGGAAAAGCUGUACAACGUCAUCAGCCUGGAGUUCAGCCACACCAAGCUGGAGAACCUGGUGAAGAGGCCAGCAUCGGUAGAUCUUAUCGACUGGGUGGACAACAUGUGGCCUCGCCACCUUAAGGAGCGGCAGAGAGACUCCACCAACGCCAUCAUCGACAUGCAGUACCCCAAAGUGCAGAAGUACUGUUUGAUGAGUGUGCAGGGCUGCUACACAGACUUCCACAUCGAUUUCGGGGGCACGUCUGUCUGGUACCACAUACUGCGGGGUGGCAAGGUGUUCUGGCUGAUUCCACCCACACCCCAGAACCUGGAGCUGUACGAGAACUGGGUGUUGUCAGGGAAACAGGGUGACAUCUUCCUGGGGGACAAGGCCACCGACUGUCAGAGGAUCGAGCUCAAACAGGGCUACACCUUCAUGAUCCCCUCCGGCUGGAUCCAUGCCGUCUACACGCCUGUUGACACCCUGGUUUUCGGGGGAAACUUCCUCCACAGUUUCAACAUCCCCAUGCAGCUGCACAUCUACAACAUCGAGGACCGCACGCGGGUCCCAGCCAAGUUCCGCUACCCUUUCUACUAUGAGAUGUGCUGGUAUGUGCUGGAGCGCUACCUGUACAGCCUGACCAACACCUCCCACCUCACCCCAGAGUUCCAGAAGCACUCCCUGGGCAUCGGCCUGAAGAGAGACCCCUCCACCUGUCCAGACAAGACCCUGAAUGGGCACGUCAAGGAGGAGGAGGAAGAGGAAGAGGAGGAUGAAGAGGUGUCCCGUGGGCCUGCCGAACCCGGGGUGAAAGUUCACCUGACGCCCUUUGAGCUGGAGGGGCUGUGGAAUCUGCUGGGGAAGCUGGAGUCUCUGCCCUCCCACAAGAAGUGUGUCCCAGCGGGCAUCCACAACGCCCCCGCCCUGCUGCACGACAUCCGGACUCUGCUACAGGAGCACGCCAAUGACAUCCCCGAACUGUCCUACACUGGAGUUCCCAUCGUCAGGUGGCCAAAGAGGCCCUCGUGGUACCAGCCGCCCCCCCCGCCGCCCCCCGUGGGCCGGCCGCGCCUGUCGGGCGUGCUGCCGCCCCCGCGGCCAGUCAAGCCGCCAUCGUCCAUGUCGGUGCUGCGGCGGAGACGCGUCCGCUGCAAACGCUGCGAGGCCUGCCUGCGCACCGAGUGCGGAGACUGCAACUUCUGCAGGGACAUGAAGAAGUUUGGAGGCCCGGGCAAGCUCAAGCAGACCUGCGUGCUGCGCCAGUGCCUCGCUCCUGGUCUCCCGCUCUCUGCGGCAUGUGAGGUGUGUGGGGAGGGUAAUCAAGAAGCCGGUGAGACGACAGACUUUGCCCACACACUCAUGGAGUGUUCCAACUGUGCCCAGAUCGCCCAUCCUGGCUGCCUCAAGGUGUCGGGAGAGGGGGUGGUGAAUAAGGACUUGCCCAGCUGCUGGGAGUGCCCCAAGUGCGUGCUGGGAAAGGAAUCUGAGUCUGAGUCCUCGGGCAGUGACGAUGACAGCGUGGCGUCCGCCAGCUCGCUGUCCCCGGCCGCCCCCGCCGCAGAGAAGCGCUCCCACAGGGAGGGCGUGGGGGGCGGGGAGGGCGACGAGGGCGGGGGCGGGGGCCGGGGCAGGGGGAGGCGCGCUGGACGGCCCCUCUCGCUGGCGCCCCCUCCCUCCCACAGGCUGCUACUGCAGCACAACAGGAAGCGAGCGGGGGCCCUGGAGCUGCAGCUCAGGAAGCGGAUAAAAAUGGAGCGGAACAAAAUUUUGCAUUCGAAACGCAAGUCAUCCUCUCUGGACGGCCGGCCCCCGAAACUCCACUGUCGCCGAGGAAACGAGCAAGACGAGGAGGACGAAGACGACGACUCGGUCAGCGAGGAUGAGGAGGCCGAUGGGCAGGGACAGGGAGGCAUCCGAAAGCUGUCCCUGCACCCCAGAGGCGGCUCGGCCUCCCGAAUGCGUCACCUGCGAGGGGCAGGGCCCGGCAGGCGGGGCCUGUGGAGAGGCUCUGCCCACCGCGUGGGCCGAGGAGGUGGGCUCAGCGCAAACAGCUCCUCCCUGAAGAUGAGGCGCGGGCUGGGGGUGAGGGGGGAGAGGGGCGGCCGCGUGCGGCUCCGGGGAGGGGGCAGGAUGCAGCGGCGCCGGGAGGAGACCGAGGACGAUGACGACGACGACGAGGAUGAGGAAGACGAGGAGGAGGAAGACGAGGAGAGCGAGGACGGGCGGCACAGGGACCGGCUGGAUAAAGAGAGCCGAGCGCACCGCCGGAAGGGCAGGGUGGAGGACGACGACGAGGACGAGGACGAUGACGACGAUGACGACGACGAUGACGAAGAGGACAGCGAUGAGAGGGAUGUGGACGGAGGAGAGGAGGAGCUGGAAGAGAUGGAGGAAGAUGGAGAGGAGGAGGAGAAUCAGUCGGACUCUGAGCCGGACCCGCCGGUGCUGCUGGUGUCGGACCUGAGCGACGACCUGCUGAACGGCUCCUACCUGACGGUGACGCUGCAGCGCCCCCCGAAGGCCAAGCGUGACCCCGGCUCCAUCGUGCCCAAGCUAGAGGCCGCCGUGUCGCCCAGGACCCCCAACAGCCAGGGCUACGUCCAGCGCAAGUCUCUGCAGCGCCCGCGGCACAGGAACGGCGCGGCGGGGAACGGGCUGCUGCGGGGCGGGGCCGGGGCGUCCUCGGGCCGGCACCCGCGGCACCACGCCCGCCAGCAGGACCUCCCCGACGCCCGCGCAGCCGUGUCCCGCAUGGACAGUGUGACUGAACGAGAGACCGCCUCCCCCUCCACCACCUCCUCCCAGUCCUCCGUCUCGCCCACGCCGCCGCCGCCCGCCACCUCCUGCUCCCCUCCCUCGCUCCUCUCCCUGCCUUCCUUCAGAGAUGUGGGGAACGAGCCGGGCUGUGAGAAGGAGGUGUGGGUGUCCGUGUUCCGCUACCUGACCCGGGCGGAGCUCUGUGUCUGCAUGACCGUCUGCAAAAGCUGGUAUAAAUGGAGUUGUGACAAGCGCCUGUGGACCCGGAUAGACCUCAGCCGGUGUCGGUCGGUCAGCCCUCAGGCCCUGUCCGGCAUCAUCAAACGGCAGCCCAUCACACUCGACCUCUCCUGGACAUCCAUCUCCAAGAAGCAACUCACCUGGCUCAUCAACCGCCUGCCAGGGCUGAAGGACCUGAUGGUUUCGGGGUGCUCCUGGUCCUCUAUCUCAGCGCUCAGCUCCCCCAGCUGCCCCCUCCUGCGCACCCUGGACUUGCGCUGGGCUGAGGGCGUCAAAGACACCCAGAUUCGGGACCUAAUCACCCCUCCAGGCUGUGAUAACCGCAGUAAGCUCAGGAACAUGCAGUCGUUCCGGCUGGCGGGGCUGGAGAUCAGCGACUCCACGCUGCGUCUCAUCAUCAGGCACAUGCCGCUGCUGGCACGUCUCGACCUGUCGCACUGCCGCGGCGUCACCGACCAGUCCGUCAACCUGCUGACCGCCGUCGGCUCCUCCACCCGCAACACGCUCACCGAGAUCAACCUCGCAGGCUGUAAUAAGCUGACGGACGGCUGCCUGCUGUACCUGAAGCGGGUGUCGUGUCUGACGCUGCUGGACCUGCGGGGCUGUAAGGGCGUGACGCGCCGAGCCUGUGAGGGCUUCAUCUCAGAGCUGUCCAUCAACGCGCUCUUCUGCCUGUCCGAGGACCGGCUCAUCCAGAGGAUAUCCUGA